Molecule: messenger RNA, 1641 nt
Organism: Humulus lupulus (European hop)
Lineage: Eukaryota; Viridiplantae; Streptophyta; Magnoliopsida; Rosales; Cannabaceae
Product: lysine histidine transporter-like 6
Exons: 8
Coding region: 127-1446 (439 amino acids)
Cellular component (GO): plasma membrane
Source: RefSeq, a predicted model, not a curated record
UUUUCAUCACCAACCGCUAUAUACAUCGUGACAACCAUAACUUAAACGCUCACACUGUCACACAUACUGAAAAGAAAGAAAAAGAAAAAGAGAGCUCUUUCUCUCUUGAACAUCAGCUGCAAAAGAAUGGUUUCAGCUUCUUCUCCUCCUCCAAAGGACCUAGUUCCUUCAGACAACAAAUGGACGGAGGAGCAAAACGCCUCUCGCCGAGCCAAAUGGUGGUACUCCACCUUUCAUACCGUCACGGCUAUGAUAGGGGCCGGGGUCCUCAGCCUGCCUCUAGCCAUGGCGUACUUAGGAUGGGGUCCAGGGAUCAUGGUACUGGUGUUAUGUUGGUGCCUGACCUUGAACACGAUGUGGCAGAUGAUACAACUCCACGAAUGUGUUCCGGGGACUCGCUUUGACCGAUACGUAGAUUUGGGCCGACAUGCAUUUGGUCCGAAACUUGGGCCGUGGAUCGUGCUCCCACAGCAGCUGAUUGUUCAGGUUGGGUGUGACAUAGUGUAUAUGGUCACCGGGGGAAAGUGUCUGAAACAAUUCGUGGAGAUGGCCUGUACAAACUGCACGAGGGUCCGUCAGUCUUACUGGAUUUUGAUUUUUGGUGGUAUCCAUUUCUUCCUUUCCCAGCUUCCCAAUUUCAAUUCCGUCGCUGGUGUUUCCUUAGCAGCAGCUGUCAUGUCACUAAGCUAUUCAACGAUAGCAUGGGCAGGGUGCUUAGGCAAAGGACAAAUCGACAACGUGAGCUAUGCAUACAAAAACACGGGCCCAGCUGACAACAUGUUCCGAAUUUUCAAUGCUUUGGGCCAAAUCUCGUUCGCUUUCGCAGGGCAUGCUGUGGCCCUGGAGAUUCAGGCCACUAUUCCGUCCACCCCAGAAAAACCGUCUAAGGUUCCGAUGUGGAAAGGGGUGGUCGGAGCCUAUUUCAUCAACGCCAUCUGUUACUUCCCGGUGGCACUGAUCGGUUACUGGGCUUUCGGCCAAGACGUUGACGAUAAUGUUCUUAUGAACCUUAGAAAGCCCGCAUGGCUCAUCGCCUCUGCAAACUUGAUGGUUGUUGUUCAUGUCAUCGGCAGCUACCAGGUUUAUGCUAUGCCUGUGUUCGACUUGCUGGAGAAGAUGAUGAUGAGAAAACUGAACUUCCCACCAGGAAUUCUACUUAGAUUGAUUGCUCGAACAGCUUAUGUUGCAUUCACACUAUUCAUUGGAGUCAGUUUCCCUUUCUUCGGAGACCUUCUUGGUUUCUUCGGUGGAUUUGGUUUUGCCCCCACUUCUUUUUUUCUUCCUAGCGUUAUGUGGUUGAUAAUAAAGAAGCCUAAAAGAUUCAGUGGCAAGUGGUUUGUCAACUGGGCUUCAAUAUACAUAGGAGUGUUCAUAAUGGUGGCUUCCACAAUUGGUGGCCUACGGAAUAUCGUGACAGAUGCAUCUACAUAUAGUUUCUACACAUGAAUGAGCUAAAAUAACUAUAUAUUUUUAUAUUUAUAAAUUGAGAAAUUGGAUUCCUCCUCUUAUCCUAUGAAGCUUUACAUUAAAUUAUUUUGAAGUCCAAUGUGCUCUAAUGUAAAAGUUAUCAGGUACUCUACUUACUAGCUAGUUACUACUUAGUUGUAAUAAAACUUCUUUAACCUUUUAUGGUUUUGAUUA